Lycium barbarum (goji berry) is the source of this 2076-nucleotide messenger RNA. RefSeq lists its product as uncharacterized. The transcript is spliced from 5 exons. Bases 223 to 1470 code for a protein of 415 amino acids. The record is from RefSeq and is a predicted model, not a curated record. Lineage: Eukaryota; Viridiplantae; Streptophyta; Magnoliopsida; Solanales; Solanaceae.
UAGCUUUAUAUUAUAUAUAGAUUGAAAGAACAUCUUUUUAAUUAUGUGAAAUACCACUUAUUUUAAAACAAGAGAAUAUCAUUGGCCCGUGCUAUCCCAUCCGGUAGAAAUAAAUGUUGCCAUUCGCAGAAAGAACUUUUAUUUCCUCACUGAACUUUAACGGUACUCCAUAACAUAAUCAAAAUUUCCUUGGAAAAAAAAAAGAAAAAGAAAAACAGAGGCAUGAAUGGGCGAAGGCGACGAUUCAUCGCAGCAACUUCAUCAAUGGGCGAUUUCCGUAUUAAGUUCUCUCGAAUCGUAUCUCAGCACCAACAACUAAAAUUCGCCUUCAAUCAACUCGAUACUCACAUCCGUACUGGCUUACAAGAAGCUGCGGAUGUGUUUGAAUCGUUAGCGAAUCCGUUGAUGAAGCUUGUUGGAUUGAAGACUGUUGAAAUGGCUGAAGAAGGAAAAUAUACUACUGUUGUGAUUGAUUAUCCUACUCAUUUUCAUGCCAAUGGCUGCAAGAGAAACGAGAAUAGAGCUGAAACGAUGGUGAGAAAGGAGGCUAGUGAAAUUGAGGAAGAAGGCUAUAUGAAUAGAGCCAAAACAGUUGGCAAAGAGCUAAUUCAGAAACAAGAGAUGCAGCUAAGGCAGUUGAUCCAUCUGCUUAGACAAGUUGAAUCCCAAGUAAAUACAAGCCAAACCAACAUUCUUCAGACCCUUAGUGACCAUCAAACUUCCAUACAUAGUGUUUUCAAGAAAGCUGUUGCAUAUGUUUCUGCCAUUCACCAAAGAGGCGAAAAUAAUGGCACUUCUUUGAUCACAAUUCAACUUUUGAAACACAUAUUUCGUCUUGUUAUUACUACACUGAGCUCGGUAGAGUGUGGAGUGGACAACCUAGUGGAUGAGCUAGCUACAAGAAUGUGUAGGCCAAUGGUCGACUAUGUCAAGGGUCUUAAGCUCGAAGUCACAUCAGGAAGAUGCCAUCGCCUACUGAACAUAGUGGAAGAGAUGGGAGGAGCAAUGAGAACAGGGAGGACAGAGUUGGAGGAAGCAAGGAAGAAGGCAAGACUAGCAGAACAUAAUAGACGUGAGGCGCUGUACAAGCUGAAGGAAUCAGAAGAUUUGGCAAGGAAAUAUCAGGGAUUCCUCCCAAAAGCCAAGAAUGGAUCAAAGGAACAAUUUGAGCAAGAGAAGCUUGCAGUGAAGGACCAGGAUCAUGCUAAAGAGGACAACCUACUGUGGGAUCUACUAAAGAAGAAGAGAAAAUUAGGCAUGGGAAAUGGCAGCAGUAAACCGUGUGGCCUUCCACUGAGCCAUUUGAAAGAGCUAGGUCCACAAACCCCAUGUUUGGGUCCCUCCUCUUCACCUACGUACAGUUCAAAUGGGCAUCGUUUGCUACCCAUGAUACCCCUGGGUACCUCGCCUUCAGUGACAUAUCCCCAACACAGACCUCAGAAGAAGAUCAAAUCCGGAUUUCAUACUUAAAAUUUUAGCAUAUGGAAAGCAGGACACUUGCUAAUAGGGGACUUGGAGCAGUUCGCCUAUUGCUUGCUUUAGGUAACUAUACUUCGAUUACCUUUUUAACUUUUACUUGCAAGGUGCUUCAGUGGUUUGCCAUGAGUUCUGUUAUUCCACCAUGUUGACAGUGUAUAAAGUAAACUUUAGUGCGCAGUCACCGAUUAAAUUUUCCAAACCAUGAUAAUAUCCUCUGGCGUGGACAAUGGUUACAAGCAAAACUGUUUGCAAACCGUUGAAGAGCUACUAUGUCCUGCAUUAUUAGAUGAGUAAGAGAAACAUAGAAAUUAUGCUAAAGAAAGUAGCAGUGUAUUUUAAACAAUAGUGGAAAUGCAGAUUACUGCUGGUAAAAUGGAUAAAAUAUCCAAGUAUCCUCCUAAUCUAUCCAUUUAAAAACAGUUGGAUAGCCAACUUGCUAAAAAGCGGAUCAAAUAUGGACUAAUCCUUAUAACCCGUGGUAAAAAAUGGAUAAACCACGGGUCGAAAAUGGAUAAAUCCAUAUUGGUGCUGCUGGAACUGAGUCCGGCGCCUAAAUGGCAUAAAAAUGGACCAAAGUUUCCAAAAGGGGUUAUGAAA